Messenger RNA from Rattus norvegicus (Norway rat), 1172 nucleotides. It is a transcript of the gene Myoz2, whose product is annotated as myozenin 2. The coding region runs from base 166 to 759 and encodes 197 amino acids. NCBI's taxonomy places the organism in Eukaryota, Metazoa, Chordata, Mammalia, Rodentia, Muridae. The transcript is spliced from 7 exons. Gene Ontology annotation, biological process: negative regulation of calcineurin-NFAT signaling cascade; skeletal muscle tissue development; negative regulation of transcription by RNA polymerase II. The record is from RefSeq and is marked validated. Gene Ontology annotation, molecular function: actin binding; telethonin binding. Gene Ontology annotation, cellular component: Z disc; actin cytoskeleton.
GUCCCCUGUUUGAGUCAGAUCUAGGGACCAUGCCGUUCCAGGUUCAAGGAUAAAACCCAUCAGGCCCAACUGCCAUCAUCUUCCACCUUCAGUGCCUUCCUCCACAAUUGGGAUUCACCCCUGCUGAAAAGUGCAGUCUGACAGCAAGGGAACAAAAAACAAACUAUGCUAUCACACAGUGCCAUGGUGAAGCAAAGGAAACAGCAAGCAUCAGCCAUCACGAAGGAAAUCCAUGGACACGAUGUCGACGGCAUGGAUCUGGGCAAGAAAGUUAGCGUCCCCAGAGACAUCAUGAUAGAAGAAUUGUCCCAUUUCGGUAAUCGCGGUGCCAGACUGUUUAAGAUGCGUCAAAGAAGAUCUGACAAAUACACCUUUGAAAAUUUCCAGUACGAAACAAAAGCACAAAUCAAUCACAAUCUUGCCAUGCAGAAUGGGAGAAUUGACGGAAGUAACCUGGAAGGUGGUUCACAGCAAGCUCCCUCAACUCCUCCUAACACCCCGGAUCCACGAAGCCCCCCAAAUCCGGAGAACAUUGCACCAGGAUAUUCUGGACCCCUGAAGGAAAUUCCUCCUGAAAGAUUUAACACGACGGCUGUUCCUAAGUACUACCAGUCUCCCUGGGAGCAGGCCAUUGGCGACGAUCCAGAGCUCCUGGAAGCUUUGUACCCGAAACUUUUCAAGCCUGAAGGAAAGGCAGAACUGCCAGAUUACAGGAGCUUUAACAGCUGGGGACCGAACCCAGGGCCUUGCGCUUCCUAGAGUUGCCACUCCAUUUGGAGGUUUUGAGAAAGCAUCAAAAAUGGUUAAAUUCAAGGUUCCAGACUUCGAACGACUGCUGCUAACAGAUCCCAGGUUUUUGGCCUUUGCCAAUCCUCUUUCGGGCAGACGAUGCUUUAAUAGGACACCAAAGGGGUGGAUAUCUGAGAAUAUUCCUGUCGUGAUCACAACUGAGCCUGCAGAAGAUGUCACUAUGCCAGAGUCAGAUGACUUGUGAACGGGAAGCCAGGCAGGCCGCCGAGAGCUCUACACAUAAAAGCUGCCGUCGGUCUUCUUAGCGGCGAAGCCAUUUGAGUGCCUCGUCACUGUGGUCAUCCAAUUGCGGUUACACACAUUUCAUUUUGUGGCGUUCAAUUUGAACUGAACAAUUAAAUUCUGGUUUAAGAAUCUCUCAA